UUUUUGUUUCCUGGCCACAUGCCAUUGUUCCCCGACCCACUACCCACUGUAAAAUGAGUCUCUCCAUUUUCGUGCCCAUCGACCACUGGCAUUGUUGCCGAUUCAAUUUCGACUUUUUCUGGGUCAAAGUGGCCAUGGGCCUCGCUGAGGAUGCCGAGGCUGUAUGUAGUAGUACCUACGGCGUCUUUAUAGUCGGUUUGUUGCAUGUUGUGUUUCCUCACGUAUAUCUACGUUUUUUGCCCCUUGCCUUCCAAAGGUUGACUGUCCACUGAUGACGCUGACCAACUGAACUGUCUUUUUUUUGUUCCUUUUGCCAUCGUCGACUUUACUUCGCUUUUCCUUUUGAUACUAGUACACGUACCUCUUCUGUUUAAGAGAUAGAGAAAGAUAUACAAGCAGUGCCACCAGCCUGAAUCGAAUCUUAUAUUGCAGAUCGCGAAGAAGAACAGAACAUACACGCCAGACGAUCUGAACCACAACCACAGAAGCAGCAAGCAACGCAACCACAGCAGCAGCAAUACGGAGUCUGUCCCAGAUCCUGUCCCUCAAUAACCUACCUACGUCCUCCCCCAUCUUGUUUUCUACAAUGUCGUCACCACAACCACAACCACAAGACCGGGCCAACAUGCCCUGGACGCCCUCGAGCCCCGAACUAGCCUCCGUCCGCACCGCGAUCAUCAAACUCCUCAAGCAACCGAGCUACGACGACGGGAGCGCCGGACCCAUAUUAGUCCGCCUAGCCUGGCACAGCGCGGGCACCUACGACGCGGCCACCAACACAGGCGGCUCGAACGGCGCCGGGAUGCGGUACGAAAAAGAAGGCGGCGACCCGGCCAACGCAGGACUCCAACACGCGCGCGCAUUCCUGGAACCGAUCAAGCGUCAAUUCCCCUGGAUCACCUACGCCGACCUCUGGACACUAGCGGCCGUGGUCGCAAUCAAAGAGAUGGGCGGACCCGAGGUAUCCUGGCGCGGCGGCCGGACCGACUUCACCGACGACAGCAAAUGUCCCCCUCGGGGCCGGUUGCCGGACGGCUCCAAGGGGGCCGAUCAUCUACGCUGGAUCUUCUAUCGCAUGGGCUUCAACGACCAAGAAAUCGUGGCUUUGUCGGGGGCUCACAACCUAGGUCGCUGCCACUCGGACCGCUCGGGCUUCGAGGGUAAAUGGGUCAAUAACCCCACGAGGUUCAGUAACAUGUACUUUAAACUCCUAAAGAUGCAUGAUUGGAAGAAGAAGAAACUGGCAAAUGGACUCGAACAAUUCGUCUACGUUGAUAAAGAUUUGGAAAGUGAUGAAGCAGAAGACGAUCCUCCAGAGGAACUGAUGAUGUUGCCGACCGAUAUGGCUUUGCUGCACGAUCCGUCUUUUAGGGUCUGGGUCGACAAGUAUGCCGAGGACAAAGACCUGUUUUUCCGCGAUUUCGCCGCCGUCUUUGCAAAGUUGCUUGAACUGGGGAUCCAGCGCGAUCAAUAUGGCAGGGUCAUUAACCAGGAUAAUCUUGAUGGCGGAUACAAGAGUGCCCCGAAGAAACCGGACCAUGCUACACAUCCUGCUGACCAGAAUCCGGGCCAGAUAGGUCAUGAGGCCGCGCCACUGAGGGAGAAGAAUCUGAAGUCAAAGUUGUAAAGCACACGAAGGAGGAUCAAAUCUAGACAGGGAAGAAAUGGCGCAGUAGAAAGUGAGCGAGCUUAGAGGGAUAUUGUAUCUAGUAUGCCCAUUUUUUGAUUUAUUUUGUGGUUUUAGGGAUUGUUUUUGUAAUAAUAAAGGAUACUAGUAUAUACACAUACACCUGUGCAUAUGAGUAUUAUCCUCCACUCC
Messenger RNA from Exophiala dermatitidis NIH/UT8656, 1819 nucleotides. RefSeq names its product peroxiredoxin. The record is from RefSeq and is a predicted model, not a curated record. The transcript has a single exon. Gene Ontology annotation, molecular function: heme binding; peroxidase activity. Lineage: Eukaryota; Fungi; Ascomycota; Eurotiomycetes; Chaetothyriales; Herpotrichiellaceae. Gene Ontology annotation, biological process: response to reactive oxygen species; hydrogen peroxide catabolic process; cellular response to oxidative stress. The coding region runs from base 587 to 1627 and encodes 346 amino acids.